UAGAAAAUUCUUUAAGUCGACAAUUAAUGGAAAAAAUUGUAUCACUUUCUUCAGUUUUGAAAGAACUGAAAUUGAUUAUGAGUGAACCGAUCUAUAUAACUUUACAUUUAAUGCAAAAUGUAAAUAUUACUACAGAUGAAUCCAUUCAAGACCUUGUUAAAAAACUAGCUGAUGGAUCUUUGAUUAUAUACGACUUGCAUAGAUUUAGGUUAUAUGUGCCAGAACAACCAUUAAGAAUUAUCCAGCCUCGUAAUUUAGAAAUCAAUGAAACGGGGAAAAAUAUUGCCUUGUUCUUCGCCAUAUUUGUCUCUUUUCUCGCCUGUUUUGUAUUUGGUUCAAUAUUAUUCAAACGGCAUCAACUUCUUGCAGACACUUCAGAUGUUCAAGUAAACAAAAUUUAAAAAAAAAAGAUCCUAUAAGACGACCAAAAUAUAAGAAAUUGGAGUCAACUGAAUUGAUUGAACAAAAUACAUCUUCAGAACAAAGAUUUCUUCAUUUUAAUAACAAUGUAGAACUUUCAGACUCUGGUAUCACUCUACAUUCUGAUAGAACACAAAUCAAUUUACUGCAGCAACUUCAUUAGAUUAUAAUAUGUAUACAAAUAGUACCUAAAUAAAUAUAAUUAUAGGUAUUAAUAUUGGCAUUUGAUGCCUUGGGUGACAUUUUUACAUAUCAGCUAUACAUAUAUAAUAUAUCUAGUAGUUUCGUGAACAUGUUUAA
Molecule: messenger RNA, 720 nt
Organism: Diuraphis noxia (Russian wheat aphid)
Lineage: Eukaryota; Metazoa; Arthropoda; Insecta; Hemiptera; Aphididae
Source: RefSeq, a predicted model, not a curated record